AUGUCAAAGGUUUGUUAUGUGUUUAUUCCUGAUGGUAAUGUGGUCAAAGGCCCCAUGCUUCUGAUACUCACAUCGUUGUCAAAGAAAACAACAUUGCCUUCUCAGAUAUCAUCCCAAAUGAAUACAAGGAUUCAGGUAUUGAAGACUUCGUCAAGUACGUCAAAAGCUUCCCUCUUUGCUAUGCAUUUUGUGAUUUCUCAGAGCCAUUCUACCCUAAGCAAGUAUGUGAGUUCUAUUAUUCUUGCACUGUCGACUCUAAUGCUCAAACCAAUACUAGAACCAUUGAAUAUGGGUAUUGUAGGGUUUUUAUUGAUGCAACAUCUUUUUGAAUUUCCUUAUGUCUUCCCCAAUCAGAAAUCAACCAUGAAACUCCUACUGAGGAAAAAUGUAGGUCUAUUCGAUCCAAUAGGGAACAAUUUCUCUAUUCAGGAAGAGGAUGAUGAAGGUAAUAAUGAAGAUGAACAGGAUUAUGCUCUUGAUGAAGAAGAUGAUGUUGAUGAUGAAGAUGAUGUUGAUAUAGGAGAAGCCUGCACUCAGGGAAUGACUAAUUCCCCCUCAAGAUUGAACCAACACAUUCUCUUUUCUUCAACCUCUUUUUCAUUAACUCCUUGUUCAGAAGAUAUAGCACAACACACAUCAUCCCCACCUCAAGUAGAAACCAUUGAUCCAUUAAUUUACAUUGUGAAAUCUCCAAGACCAGCAUCUCCUUCUCCUCAAACUAAAAUGUUCAUUACAAUGUCAACUCCUAUACAGCCUAUUGCUACUUUUCAGGAGGAGUCUAGCUUAAACUUUGAAAAAAAAUGGUUUAUUUAUUUGGAAUGUAUGCCACAUACUGGUCUUCCUUUAAGUGUCGUUUAUCCUGAUGCAUAUUCUGAGGAGGAGAUUCCUCAAGGAACUUAUAGUGAUAUUGAUUCUGAUGAGGAUAAGCUCAAUCCUAGAAAAAGAAAUGUUACCUUCUCACAAGGAGCAAAUGACGUUGAAGUUGGUAGUUCCUCAAUCGCUGGUAGUUCUUUAGCCCCUCCUCUUUUCAAGAAAUACAAGUUAACACUUGAUUUGGAAGAUUUAGCUGAAGACUAG
This is a messenger RNA of Lactuca saligna, 1077 nucleotides long. The record is from the annotation of a GenBank genome assembly. NCBI's taxonomy places the organism in Eukaryota, Viridiplantae, Streptophyta, Magnoliopsida, Asterales, Asteraceae.